AGAAAGAUGGCGGGGGAAACUGCAAUGGAGCUGCUCUUUUUAGAUACGUUCAAGCAUCAAAGUGCUGAGUUGACAAAUGUGGAUGUUGUGCGGUUUCCAUAUGGUGUCUUGAUCACAGAAGUGCGGGUCAUUCCCCCUGGCAUCAAAGCACACAGCAACCUUCCUGACAGCAGAGCAUUUGGGGAGACGGCCCCUCAUGCAUUCCAGUUGGACCUGUUCUUCAACAAUGUGUCCAAACCCAACGCCCCAGCUUUUGACAGGCUGGGCAGCCUCGAGUAUGAUGAGAACAAAUCAAUCAUCUUCAAACCCAAUGGAAAGGUAAACACAGAUGGUUUAGUUCUGCGUGGAUGGUACACAUGCCUGACAUUGGCUGUGUAUGGCACAGCUGAUCGUCCCCACAGCCAUGAGCGGGAUUCUCCGCCCCCUCCUCCACCUCCUCCUCCCCAACAGCAACAGCCAGGCUCCAAGAGGAACAUUAAGCAUGAGUGGGACAAUGAAGAGCAAUACAAUGGCAGUCCACCCAGACCGCAGCCCAGAGGGCCACGGACACCACCAGGGCCUCCACCUCCAGACGAUGAUGAUGAGGAAGCUCUACCUGCACCUGGUCCAGUUAAUGAGGAGUGCAAAGAACAGGGUGAUGAUUACCUGGAGCCGGUAUCACCUGAGCGAGGAUCUCUUCCUGCUGAUGAGAACUACUCGGACGCUGAGCAGGAGGAUGAGGCUCCAGCUGUUGAUGAUGUUGAUGCACAGUCAGAGGGAAGUGAGGGGGAGGAAGAUGAUGAGGAAGAAGUGGGCGAUGAGAUGGAGGAUGAAGAUGGAGAAGGUGAUGAUGGGUAUGAGCAGAUCUCCAGUGACGAAGAAGAUUUGGAGAGUGGGGCUUUCAAGCUACCUGCCUUUGACCUGGACUACACAGCCGAGGACCUUGCCUCAUUACCAACUGUUCAAUACGAUCCAUAUGAACGGGAACUCCGACCCCUUCAGCACUUCACCCCACCGCACGUCACACAAUAUGAGGCUGAACUAAAACGCCUCAAAACGGUAGACAUCCAGGACUCUACCUCUCCAUGGGCGGAGUCUGCAGCUAAAUUAUCAGAACUGUUAGAGGCCUGGGAGGAAGGGCAGGGGGCGGAGCGAGGGGCAGGCUGGAUAACAGCAUUAGAGGAAAUUCCUGCCUCCCUUGUAAAAGGGAUGAGCUUCCUGUUUAUUAAAGACCCUCAUGGACAGAGAGAAAAGUUAAAGCGGUUAGUCGAAUGGAGUUGUGAAGCACUUAGUUUAGACUCUGCUCUGGCACAACCCAUAGCUCUGAAUCUACGCCAACUCAAAGCAGGAAGCAAACUAACCUCUGCCCUGGCCGAAUGUGGUGCACAGCCUGUGAAGGAUCUUCUGGAGAGAGGGAUUGUUGCAAGUCUGUUGGGCUUGCUGUUUGCAGAGCAUGUUUCAUCCACUCUGAAACUCUAUGUGCUGCGUUCCCUUGACAGCAUCAUCAGUGAGCCGCAGGGCAUUGAGACCCUGCUUAGAAACCAUCACCAUGACAAUGAAGGAACAAGUGGUUACCAGCGUCUGCUAGAUCUCUUUCUGUUGGACCAGACCGUACGUGUUGCAACGGCAGGUGCAGCCAUUUUACAAAAGGGACAUUUUUUUGAGGUUUUGACUGAUCUGCAGAGGACGGCAAGCGUUUGGGCUGAACGGCAUCAUGCAGGAGGGGAGAUGGGCGAAAGAGAGGGCAGUGAGAGGGAGAGAGACAGAGAAAGCAUGGCGAGGGACGGAGAUGAGAAAGAGAGGGAAACCCAGGAGGCAGAGCAGGAAAGCCCAAUGGACAUCGAUACUCUGCUGGAAUCUGCCUCUUUGUCAGAGGGUGACUUGGAGAGGCUGCAGGGUCUCCUAGAGGAACUGCUCCAUCUGCUGGAGACAGCACCUCACUGUAUGGUACAGCCACCGGGGAAAGCUUUUCCUACCAGUGCACGCAUCACAGGGCCACCAGAACGAGAUGAUCCCUACCCAACACUGUACAGAUACAUGCAUGCAUGCCACUUUCUGGAAUCCUUGGGAGUUGUUCUGUCGUAUUCGGCUACAUGUGCCCAUAUCGGAGUCCUGCAGUCUGUCAGAGAAUUGAUGCGCUUCUUGUCACAGUCUCAGCAGGGUCUUAUCUUCCUCCUCAGCCACCACGAACCUACCAACCUGCUGCUUCGUCUCCUCACUCCCCUUACACACCUUACUCCACCCGUUCACUUGGCUCCACUCAUACCCCUUUCAGAGGGUGAGGGUGAAGAUGUACCAGCAGGUGCAGAGGGAUCGAUGGAGGAUUGUUUUUGGGUGUGGCUUAUGCAAACUCUACAUGCACUGCAGGGUGUAGCUGAGCUGAAUGGGGCAGAGCUUGAAGAUGGUGAUAAUCCAGAUGUUUUGGCAAUACUUCACAGCCUGUAUCUCAUUAGCUUUAGCAGCACAGGCCGAAAUGCUGUCACACAUGCAUUUAGCUUGGAGAAUAACCUCAGCUGUCUGGUCAACCUGCUGGAGUUCCAUGCCAAAGAGGCCCUCGGAGAGGGCAAAGCAAGGAAGUCUGUGACAUAUAACUAUGCAUGCAUGCUUGUACUGCUCAUGGUUCAGACAUCAGUUGAUCUGAGGAUGAUGGAGCAUUAUGCCACUCCACUUCUUAGUCUUUGCAAAGCUGAUGAAAACAAUGCUAAGUUUCAGGAGCUGUCGAAGUGGUUGGAACCUCUUGAAAAAUUACAUUUUGACAUUAGUGGCAUCCCUACGCUUAUUGACUACAUAAAACAGAAUCUGGAGCACCUGAUGACAGCAGAGGGGGUGGGUCUUGUAACUUCUCUCAGAGUGUUGUGCCACAUUGUCUGUCCUCCACCUACUUUGCCAGGUCAGCAGAAAGACUUGAAGUGGAACCAGGCCAUAAUAGCCCUCUUCAGUGCAGAGGGAAUGGACACUUUUAUUAAAGUCCUCCAGAAGCUUGCAUCACUGCUGCUGCUGCCAUGGCGACUACAUGGGGCUAUAGGCCCCGCGGAACAACGACUCAUGGUGCUGUCAGUGGCCUCCUGCUCGCUGAGACUCAUUCGAGCCAUGUUAACAGAGCUGCUGUGUGGGGGAACCUGCGAGUUCCGUGACGCACGCGUGCCCUCCGUCUGUGUCACCCUUCACAAGAUUCUCUGCUCCACCCCGACAACCGGUCGCUUGGAUGCGGAGGAGCUACGUAUCCAGGGAGACAUGACUGAGAUUUUGUUAACAUUUACACAUGCAGUUAGCAAGCAGGAGGUGGGGUCAGAGGAGACUGUGGCAGGAAACAGCUGGUCUCUGAUGCUGAAGGAAGUGCUGAACUCUAUACUGGCUGCUCCAGAGAACAUCUACAGCAGCCUCAGUCUGCUGUCUGAACUGCUGCCUCUACCUCUGCCCAUGCAGACCACACAGGCACUUUCUGUGCAAGACAUUGGAGUUGCGAUGAACACAAGAAAGUUAUGGAGUGUGCAUUUACACGCUCAGGCCCAAGUGUUACAGGAAGUGCUGAGGUGCGUGUGUGGGAGCAGCUGUCCACCGCUCCUGUCCAUGCUCCGCCGGGUGUGCGUGCAGCUCUGUGAUCUCUCUGCACCCACUGCAACCCUGGUGAUGAGAACACUGCUGGAGCAGCUGCAGGAGGAGAUGCAACAAGAGGCAGCUGGCUCACGCUUGAUAAGGCUACUAGCCCUUGUCGACUCACUGGCAUCUCAACGUGCUUGCAAGACGGCCAUGUUGGCUCUUCUGGGUGGAUCUACACACAGUGAAGUGCGUAGUGAUGGGAAAGUGGAGGACAAACUUCCAGACCUUCUUUCCCCCCUGUUGGCAAUGCUUGUCCUUCCAGUAGAAGCCAGCCUAGCAGCACAGCAGAAAGCUGAAUUGACAGCUUCCAUCAUUCAGUCACUAUGUGAUCAGGAUGUGUCACUGGUCGUGAGUGGCUCGGGCGAGUCGUCUGUGUCUGAAUUAGAGCAGCUGGCCAACGCAUUGCCGACCAGAGACAUGCUGACGUGUAUAUGUGACGGAAUGUUGGAAGUGUUGGGAAAUACACACAGCACCUACACACUCCAGCUGACAUGUCUACGAACCAUGAUGUUUCUCACAGAGCAUGACUAUGGGCUUUAUCACCUGAAAAGCUCUCUGAACAAACACAGCUUGGCCAUUUCAUCUAAGAUCUGCAGAGAAACUGCCUUCUUUAAUAAAGAAUCAGCAGAGCUCCUUUCAGCCCUGUUUGACUUUUUGAGACAGAUCCUUAACACUGAAACUAUGGAUGAAGACAUAGACAGUCGCUCAUUGGCUCUUAGUGUGAGUGAUAUGAAACACCUGCUGCAGUGGAAGGAGGAAUCAGGGGAGCAUCCAUUACCAGAACUGGAAAAACAUAUCACGGAGCUCUGCAAAGAAGAUCAGUCUUUGGAGACUCUGCUCGAGAAUGUGGCUGGACUGCGACAGAUUAUAGAAAGUUCUGGAGAAGCCCCUACUAAUGCAGAGCCUGAAACUGAGCCUACUCUGCCUCUGCCAGAGCCACUCCAGACACAGUUCAACCACAGGACAGUUUAUGUUCUUUCUGAUGUCUUGGACGAGCAGUUGAAGGCUCUGUGGUUCUCUCCAUUCCAGUCAGAUGAGAUGGAAACAGAAGUAGACAUGGUGAAAGUAGACCUAGUUGCACUGGCCCAGCAGUGUUGUCCAGACUUGGAUCUGAAGGCGGAGUUAGAACGGUCUUUCCUCUGUGAACCUGCUUCCCCAGGGCACAGCAAACCAACCAAAGGCUUCAGACUGGGCAAGCACAAACAUGAGACUUUCAUCACAUCUAGUGGCAAGUCAGAUUAUAUGGAGCCUGCAAAACGAGCUCAUAUCAUGGCAGCCCCUCGAGGUCGGGGUCGUGGUGCAUUUGGCCAGCUCUGUCGGCCACAUGACAUUUUCCGUCAGCGCAAGCAGAACACCAGUCGUCCUCCUUCCAUGCAUGUGGACGAUUUCCUUGCUGCAGAGUUCAAGGAUCCGCCCACUGGCCUUGCCAUGCCCAAACGACCUCCGAAAGGGGGUGGAGGAGGAGGAGGAGGAGCCAAGCCUCCAACCAGAGGCUUGUUUACUGGAGGAACCAGAGGGAGGGGCUUCCAAAGCCAUACCCGCUUCUUCACGCCACCAGCUCCCAAAGGUGUUCUGCUUUCUGGUAACUACCCUCGCCGUGAGGUUGGACGUGGCUCUGCCUGGAGCACUCCAGUGACAUCCAUCACUCACAGAGGGACAUACAGUGAACCUCGCGGAGGACAAAGCAACUUCACACGACCAUUACCCUCCAGACAACCACCUGCAGGUGCAUACCGGUUGGCUCCUCGAGACAGAGCCACCAGAGGUAGAGGCACUAAUCUGUCCUGGAUGAGUGGUGGUGGAGUUAAUAUGGGAGGAGUAAGCGGCGGAGGACGUGGUCAAGGGAAGUUCAGCAGUGGAGGUGGGCGGGGCCGGCAUGUCCGCUCAUUCACUCGCUAGAUGCUGUCAUGAGCAAAACAAACUUAGCCAUCAGGCGCUAAAGGACCAAUCAGGAUGUGGAUUUGCUUUGUCUUUUGCAACCAUUGGCUGAUAUUGUUGUCAUUGUCAUGUUUUGUGUUUUUCUCAAUUUUUUUUAAACUGUUUAAAUGAUUAAAUUUUUGUGAGUAUAUAUUUGAGUGUAUUUUCAUAUAAAAAUCCACAGUGUAACUUGAGUUUUAAGAAAAUGAUUUUAAUAUCAACCUUACAGAGAAUGGACACAGCUAAAUGCUGUUUUUUUUUUCUUCCAAAUGUUGAGACAUUACUCUUGAACCCUAAAACAUAAUUCAACAAUAUACUAACUUGGGAUUGUUCAAAUGUAACAUGUCAAACUCUUUUACUACACAAUUUGGUUCAUCCACUCAAUUCAAUUUAGUUCAGAGGAUCUACAAUUAUGGGGCUUCUUAAAGGUGCACUCAGUAAUUUUUUACAUUGUGUUUGUCAUUUUAAAAGUCAUCUUGGAAUUAUACUGACACUUAGCAGCAUGGAUGCAGCAACAUGUUAAAGUUAUGAGUUGCAGAUACCAUUAUAAAAAUGCAUUAUUCACAGCCAUGAUUCAUUCCAUAAAUCCCGAAAGUGUCACAAAAUGGGGGAGUUACAGAAGUAGAGUGAGUGGGCUUUGAUGCGAUGGAAGAAAGGUUCCAUCCGUUGUUCCUCGCAGGCUAAUUUGCCAAACCGUAGCACGUCUGUACCAUGGGCAAAAAUUAGAGAUUGCACCUUUAAGAGUGAGGAGUUGGGAAUAAGUAAUGUUGGGUAGUGAUGUUUAUUUGCAUUAACCUGCAUAAAGCUCAAUCGUCCUUAUUGUUCUCCCUG
Xyrauchen texanus (razorback sucker) is the source of this 6327-nucleotide messenger RNA. Its product is annotated as protein virilizer homolog. The coding region runs from base 7 to 5478 and encodes 1823 amino acids. Gene Ontology annotation, molecular function: RNA binding. NCBI's taxonomy places the organism in Eukaryota, Metazoa, Chordata, Actinopteri, Cypriniformes, Catostomidae. The record is from RefSeq and is a predicted model, not a curated record. Gene Ontology annotation, cellular component: RNA N6-methyladenosine methyltransferase complex. The transcript has 23 exons.